This is a messenger RNA of Mugil cephalus (flathead mullet), 4692 nucleotides long. It is a transcript of the gene exoc4, whose product is annotated as exocyst complex component 4. Bases 40 to 2991 code for a protein of 983 amino acids. The transcript has 20 exons. The record is from RefSeq and is a predicted model, not a curated record. Gene Ontology annotation, biological process: exocytosis; chemical synaptic transmission; Golgi to plasma membrane transport. Lineage: Eukaryota; Metazoa; Chordata; Actinopteri; Mugiliformes; Mugilidae. Gene Ontology annotation, cellular component: growth cone membrane; synapse; exocyst.
CCUCUGUCUUCCUGUUUGAGUGCCGCAGCUGGAAAAAAAAUGGCAGGUGAUACAGGGAGAUACAGGGGUGCAGUCAGCAAAAACAAAGACCCUUCUGGUCUUCUCAUCUCAGUCAUAAGGACUCUGUCCAGCAGCGAUGACGUGCAGGACAGGGAGACCGAGAAGGGUCGUCUGGAGGAGGCCUUCGAGAAGUGCGACACCGAUUUGGAUAAGCUCAUCGUUCAGCAUUAUGCCGAGCUCACCACCGCCAUCAGGACCUACCAGAGCAUCACGGGGCGCAUCACCAGCUCCCGCAACAAGAUCAAACAGGUGAAGGAGAACCUCCUGUCUUGCAAGAUGCUGCUCCACUGCAAAAGGGACGAGCUGAGGAAGCUGUGGAUAGAAGGCAUCGAGCACAAGCACGUCCUCCAGCUGCUCGAUGAGAUUGAAAACAUUAAGCAGGUGCCUCAGCGGCUGGAGGCCUACAUGGCGAGCAAGCACUACCUUCACGCCACGGACAUGCUGGUGACGGCCGUGGAGUCCUUAGAAGGCCCCUUGCUGCAGGUGGAGGGUCUUGGAGACCUGCGCCUGGAGCUCCACAGCAAGAAGCUCAACAUCCACCUGGUGCUCAUUGACGAGCUGCACCGACACCUCUACAUCAAGUCCACGUCUCGCCUGGGACACAAGAACAAGGACAAAAAUGCUGUUCGCGGUCCAGGCUCCAUGACCAAAGACACGUCUCCGAUGCCGGCGCUGGAUGUCGGCGGCCUGUCCACUCCACGCAAGCUGCUAGAUUCCUCCCAGUUCAGCACGCCUGGAUCCAGCAGUGUGCGUGAGCUGCAGCAAGAUAUGCGGGAACUGAACCAAGCAGACCUAUCCGAGGUGGAUCCAGAAGAGAACAGCGCCGAGUUCAUGGGCAUCCUCAUCAGGGCUUUGGCCAAGCUGAAGAAACUCCCCGAGACAAUCAAAGCCAUAAUGGAGCGGCUGGAACCCGAGCUGAAGCAGAUUGUCAAGAGGUCCACCACUCAGAUAGCGGACCAUGCUUACCAGAGGGGAGAGAACCUGGCCCAGGAGAGCCAGCCGAGGCUGCUGCUGGAACUCCUGGAGCUCCUGUUCGACAAGUUCAAGGCAGUGGCCCAGGCUCACAGCGUGGUGCUGGCCCACCUGCAGAAGAUUGCGGCGCAGUGCCAGGGCGGUGCCCACGAGGAGGACAUCAAGCUCUACGAGCAGGCGGACGUCUCGGCCAAAAUCCAGGCGGUGCUGCAGGUUCUGCUCAUGGAGUAUCUGGACGUGAAGAACAGCCGCAGCGCCACCGAGCCGUCGGCUCAGCUCUCCUACGCCAGCACCGGCAGUGAGUUUGCGGCCUUUUUCGCGAAGAAGAAACCACAGCGUGCCAAGCAGUCGCUCUUCAAGUUUGAAUCAUCUUCCCAUGCCAUCAGCAUGAGUGCCUACCUGAGGGAGCAGAGGCGAGAGCUCUACAGCAAGAGUGGAGAAUUACAAGGAGGCGCGGAUGACAACCUGAUUGAAGGCGGAGAGAUGAAGUUUGUGUGCAAGCCGGGAGCGAGGAACAUCACCGUAAUCUUCCAGCCUCUUCUCAGAUUCAUCCAGGAGAUAGAGAAGAACAUGGGACCGGGCCAAGCCAAGCAGUGCCAGCUCCGAGCUUUCCUCACCUACUACAUUAACGACCUCUUCCUCAACCAGGUGCGGACAGAGAUCAACAAGGACAUCGAAGCAGUGAGCAAGACGGCCGACCCCUUGAAGAUCCUCGCCAACGCCGACACCAUGAAGCUUCUGGGCGUCCAGAGACCCCUGCUGCAGAGCACUGUGGUUGUGGAGAAGUCCAUCCAGGAUCUAAUGAGCCUCAUGAAAGACCUGAGUGCCUACUCUAACCAGUUCCUGGAGAUGGUCUGCGACAAGCUGAAAGAGUACAAGGAAAUCUGCAACACAGCCUACAGGGACAUCGUCCAAUGUGAGGAAAAGCUCACCAUCAGUGCUUCCUGGUCUAAGGACGAGGACAUCAGUCGUUUGCUGCAGUCCCUCCCUAACUGGGCAAACAUGGCCCAGCCCAGACAGACCCGGCAGAAGAGAGAGGACGAAGAGGACUUCACCAGGGCGGCGUUUGCUAAGGAGUCCGAGGUGCUGACCGGUAACCUGGGAGACAAGCUGAUCCCCCAGAACGAGAUCCUGCGCGACGUCAGUGACCUGAAGGCUCUGGCCAACCUCCACGAGAGCAUGGAGUGGCUCGCGGGUCGCCUCAAGAACUUCUUCGCCAGCCUUCCCCAAGCCUCCAAUGUGUCUCCAUGCUCAGCAGACAGCCAAGUGGUUGGCGAGAGCGAACGCAGCAGGGAGCAGAUUCUCCAGACCCUCAGCGACCUGUCCAGGGGCUUCCAAGAUAUCGCCGACCGUUGUCUCCUGGUGUUACAUCUGGAGGUCAGGGUGCAUUGCUUCCAUUACCUGAUCCCCUUGACCAAGCAAGGAAACUAUGCCAUCGUGGCUAAUGUGGAGAGCAUGGACUACGACCCGCUGGUGGUCAAACUGAACAAGGACAUCUCGGCCAUAGAGGAAGCCAUGGGGGCCGCCUUGCAGCAACACAAGUUCCAGUACAUCUUUGAAGGUCUCGGCCAUCUGAUCUCCUGCAUCCUCAUAAAUGGGGCUCAGUACUUCAAGAGAAUCAGCGAGUCGGGCAUCAAGAAGAUGUGCCGGAACAUAUUCGUCCUCCAACAGAACCUCACCAACAUCACCAUGUCCAGGGAGGCUGACCUCGACUUUGCCAGGCAGUACUACGAGAUGCUGUACAACACGGCGGACGAGCUGCUGAACCUGGUGGUGGAUCAGGGGGUCCGCUACACGGAGCUGGAGUACAUCAACGCGCUGUCGCUGCUGCAUCGCAGUCAGACGGGCGUGGGCGACCUGAGCACUCAAAACACCCGGCUGCAGAGGCUGAAGGAGAUCAUCUGCGAGCAGGCUGCAAUUAAGCAGGCCACCAAGGACAAGAAGAUCACCACAGUGUAAUGAAAGGGAAAUACGGAGCAUUUUCCCAGAGAAUAACCUCCCUCCUACACCUUUCUCCAGCAGUGUAGAUAAUUGGGGCAGAUUUGCAAGACUAAAAGAGGACGUCUUGCAGCGGUGGGGGGGAGGGGGGGCAUUUGAAAAUUUGGUAAGAAUACACUGAAAUUGAUGUUUGCUUUAGACGUGAGAUCUGGAAAAACGGAAGCCGUCUUCUCCAUUUCACCUUCCCCGGUGUGAUGAAACACAUCGUAGUCUGAGGCUGACAUAGAUAUAUACUUUUGUCUGUAGAUUAUGUAUCAGCUUAUUCGCCGCUGACUCACUCUAAUUGGGAAGGGAGGUGAGAAGCUGCGCAAAAACUUCGCAAAGCCUGUUCAUCCACGUAUGCGUGUCAUAACCCACAUCCGCUUUUUUAAGAGACGUAACAAAUGCGGCUCGCGCGUCCGACUCUCACCGCGGCCGCAGCGCUGCAUAAAUGGCGACGGCCUCGGACGCUCACCCAAACUUAGACCCUAUCUCAUCUCAUUUUCCUAUUAGAUCUAAACUGCUGCUCUCAAUUACACCUCUAUGUCUCCUCUCCUGGCGUCCCCAUGGGCCUACUGAUUCUGUCUGCAAUAACAGAUGCCAGAUUAGACUGUCUGAAUGAGGCCACAUCUUCCGUCUGCUGCCAAUUUGGGUCGCUCCCCAAAGAUUUCCCUCGCAGAGAACUGUAUCAUAACUACGGUUGUUAAAAAAUCUGCCCUUUUUCCUUACGGGUUGAGCGUUAAACUCGCGCGACUGUUGUCGAAAGUUGUCGGGAAGUAAACUUUUCGAGGAUUUUUUUCCCCACAAAUUGGACGCGAAAACUGAAGAUGCUGCCGAUUUCACUUGCAUCGCGUUCUAACGUUAUGCUUCAAGUCGAGCCUCCCGCGGAGAAGUGACCGGCGCUUUCUGUGUUAAAGCACGUGCGCGGGAAUACGUUUAAUCCAUCGCGCCGGCUCUAUAAAUUGAAACCGUGCAAUUCCGAAUCUCGUUCCCACAGCCCGAGUCUUUUAGAGUGAACUAUAAACACGAGAGACGGCCACAAAUCAUUCCCCUCCCCGCAACCCUGCUUGUUUUUUCGUUCAUUAACUUGGGAGAGAAGUACUUAACGAGAGGAGGAGAGGGGAAUGGGGGAGCCUUGUCAAUACAGCGGGCCCGGCGCUGGGCUCCCUGAAGCCCACGGAGCAAUCCAUCAUAAUGACACAUAGGCAGCGAUCGAUGGGAAAACAACUGUGGAGCUGCUGAGUGGCUCGCCUACCACUCUGAAAUGUACACUUGGUGUAAAAUCUAAAAAUCUGCUCAUUCAUCUGUUCACUCCAGAGCUACUUUUGUAAUGUUAUACAUGGGGAAUUUUAAUACAAUGUCAACUCCACGCUUUACAUACCCAUAAGAGUCCUCGGCCAUGCUCAUAUACAAGUCCUAGCUUUAAUGCUUUUGUAUUUCUUUUUCAUUGCAACGUGUGUCUAUUUUGCACAUCUAUUUGGUGGGAGUAAAUAACAGUUUCACAUGAGAAUGUACUGAACACGUCAACCUGUUUUGAACAAGUUCAGAUGUACUACUCAUUCUGCUGGCUCUUAACCGUCUAAUAAAUGCUCUGAAAUUUGUCUACUCUAAAUUAAGCACACAUGAUUUGUCAUUGCACACACUACAUGUCUCAGAAAAAAUAAAAUAAAAUCUGCAAAAGUC